AAGAAUAAAUAGCACGAAGAAAACCCAAAGAACUUGGAAGUAAUCUAUUUAAUUACAUCAUACGGAACGAGACAAAAUAAAAUUUAAAGUGCAAACCACUUUAUAAUACGUUUACGUCGUGAAAUAAUUUAUAUUAAAGCAUGCGAGAAAAAUUAUCGAGAUUAGUCUCGUGUGUUUCCCAAUUUUUUUUAAAAUAUCGGUGCGCAUCGACAUCUACGCGUGACAAGCGCUUUCCAUUUUAUCGCAUCAAAGCAGUCGGCUGGAGUUAACUCCGAUCACGGCACGUAGCAUAUAGCUAAAAGUCAUGCAAAUGGAAAGGCGCCCGAUGCAAAAGUCGCGAGGCGUUAAGGACUAAGGACAUCACCGGCGCGCUCUGCCAUUGUCAUCGACGUGGCCCAGCCCGUCGCGCAUCUCAUCUUCGGCCCCGCUGUCAAUUCUGUUGUCCCCGAUCAUUUUUGCGAGCGCCGAAACGCACGCAGCGGACAAGACCCGUCGAUUUUACCAAAGAGGAAGAGGACCAAGAGGACCGAGAGGAGGAAGAGGAGGAGGAGGAGGAGGAGGAGGCGACAGCGGUGGCGGCGAAGGAAACGGAGGAGGAGGGAUCUGCGCCAGCCGUUGGAAGGGACGGUGGAUCCUGGCGGCCUCGACGUGCCAGCUCCGCCUCGAGCUCGCUCGCGCCUCGGCCAAGUGAAAGUCUGAUUUUGCUUUCUACCCGCUCUACCCGCGCUCGCCUGGCCAGUGACAAGCGCGCUGCGCUCGCGUACGAACGCUGCCGUUUCUUCGGCUUGUCGGCGAUGGUCCUACUCGCCGCGUGCGGCUAACGGCACACUGACAGUUCUCACGUUCUUCGCUGAAGCGCGGAUCCGCCGACGCCGACGCGACACCCGCGAAUCGAAUGGGGGACCGGUCGCGAUCGCUCCUCGAUCGCGCGAUGAGCUGCGAGUGACCUAUACCCCCGUGGGGCAUCCGCCGCGUGCAAGCACCCACUUCGAGCUCCAGGGAGAGACAUGUCGAGGUCGAGCCGAUGUCGAGGCCAGGUCCUCCUCCUGCGUCUGCUGCUGGUCUGCGCGCUCGUCGCCGCCGGUCGCCAAGAGGAAACGGGUCGAUGGAACAAGCAGCUCUCGCAGCUGAUACCAACAAAUUCGGUAUACGAGAAACAAGACCGAAAUGCAUCGCCGUCCAGCAAUGAGGCCGACGCAUCGCUGGCGCAUUCGCUGGCGGAGAACAAUGUGAUGGACACAUCGAAAUCGAAGGAGGGAGGCGAUCACAAGGAGGAGACGGUGGAGGAAGAGGAGGAGAAAGACCCUAAGCUGACGGACGACGCCGAGGAAUACGAAGAUGAAGAUAAGCACGAAGAGGAAGAGCUCGAGGAAGAGGUGGAAGGAGAGGAGGAGGAGGAGGAGGAGGAGGAGAGGAAAGAUCGCUCUGAUACCGAGAAUGGCGCAAUGAAGAAAGAGAGAUCUCCGCCGGAAACCAGCAGCACGUCGAAUAUCGACAUAGCAGACUUCGCCAAGGAUGGGGAUUACCUCGAGGAUCUCCCGACGAAUCAGGACGAGAAUACGUAUUAUUAUUACGACGACUACGAAAACAGAAAUCGUUCCCAUUACGACGCCGGAGACGGACAUCUCGACUACAUGGACACGGAAUCUGAAGAAGAGGAUGUCACCCCAGGGAACUCGGCAGAAACAGAGCACGGCGCUCUGGAAAAAAGAGAAAAAGACGUCUCCCACGAGUCGACUUCUAACUCGUCGCAAAUCGUCGAGGAAGAGGUCGGCAAUCCAAUAUCAUCAACGGAGUUGGAGCAAGGCUCCUCUAUGGAAGGUAGUGACAAAACGUUUUCUACACUCGACGCGUCUGGCGAGCAGAAACAGGAGCAGGAGCAGAAGCAGGAGCAAGAGCAAGAGCAGGAGCAAGAGCAGGAGCAGGAGCAAGAGCAGGAGCAGGAGCAAGAGCAGGAGCAGGAGCAAGAGCAGGAGCAAGAGCAGGAGCAAGAGCAGGAGCAAGAGCAGGAGCCUGAGAACGUCUCUGCCGAGGUGAGUUCCAUUCUGAUAGGUGGUGCCGUAGUGUCCGUGGUGACCACGAAGAGCGUGGUGAAUGGCACGAUAUCGGUGCCGACGACGUCCUCGCCGGCUACCACGGAGCAAGUCGCGCCGCCGCCGCCACCAUCGUCAUCGUCCUCGAUAAUUGAAACAACCGAGGGACACCCGGAAGUGACCACGGAAGACUCCGCGAGGAUUCUGGCCUCCGUGCAGACCAGUCGCAGCGUAUCGGGCGCGCGCUUCCUGCCAUUUCCGGUGAUAGAUCGCGUGGAGCAGGUGGAGGCGCACGGCGGGUCGCUCGAGAGUAAGAAGACGUCGCAAUCACCGUCCACGGAGAGUAUCAUCGACAAGCUCGACUGGGCGCAGUCCAAGCUGUCCAGCGAUCUUCUGCCGGCGGCCAUCCUUGGCACCGGUGGCUUCCGAAGUGCCGGCAACACGCUGCAAUUGGACGUGCUAGCCGAACGAGAUCGCACCACGACAACGACGACGGCUACGACUACGACGACCCGCAGGAGCUUCACCACGACGGCCAAGGUGCCGGUUAUCAGCAAGUUCAUACCACGGCGUUACAACGACAAAAGACUAGAGCAAAACAACAGCAGCACGGUGAAACCGCGAUUGGAGACUACGAUUGACACCCUGGAAGGUUUACUGCCUCGAAAUUAUGUACUGAGAGGAACUACUCCGAGUGCGGUCACCAAGACAAAUUUCAGGUGGCCUCCUCCGAAACCAACGACAUCCACGGAAGCAACAGAGACAAAGACCACAUCGACGACACCACGAACGAAGCCUAAAGCUAGCAUUGUCGUCCAAGACAUUAGCGCAUUUCUGCCAGCGGGGUACAAGUUAAAGAAAGAAGAUGCAGCUGUCACGGAGAGCUCCCUUCUCAGCGAGAUUCUCACCAAAUCAAAAGUCAAUAUUUCAUCUCUUUUACCACCUGGCUAUGACAAGAAAAAAGUUGAGGAAGAAUCCGAGUCAAAGGAUACGACGACAACGACGACGACAGUGAAAAGUACAAACGUCUCUCCAGAAAAGAUCUCUUCGUCUAUUCAGGAUCUGUUCGCGUCCUCCAAAGUUGACAUCUCCGCCUUGUUACCCAAGAACUACAAACAAAUAACGACGGUGACGACGACAGCGAAAAGUACAGACGUCUCUACGGAAAAGAUCACCUCGUCUAUUCAGGAUCUCUUUGCGUCCUCCAAAGUUGAUAUCGCUGCCUUGUUACCCAAGGAUUACGAGCAAAGAAAGAAGAACUUCGUCCCGGACAGUAAAGCUAGCGUCGCGAACAGCGAGCAGAAUGCGACAGUCACUGAACGGACCGAUUCCGAGUCGCCUACGACGAAGAAAGCCGGCGGCUUGAAGAUUGUGUUUCCAAGCAGACCAGGCGGUCGCAAGCCGAUUCACAAAAUAACUACUCCGCAGACUUUACGUGGAGAGGGUCCAGGCACAGUAACGCCAAAAAUACAAAAAGGAUGGCCGACUCGAGUUACUACGGAGUUCACUGGAUGGCCAACUCCGUCCACCACACCGAUCUCAAUCGAGAAAUUGCUGGAAGCAGCGCGUACGGCUACGGUAGCAUCGGUGAAUAUAUCGCUUAUUCCCAGUACGAACGAGAUUUCGAGCACAUCGUCGACGUCGACGACGACGACGACACCGAGGCCAACGACGCCCGGUAUGUGCGACGACGAGUGCGAGGUCGCCGGUACGAUUCGUAUCAUCGGAAACGCGACGUGGGUGCCGGAACUAUUAGAUCGGAACACCCGCGAGUGGCAGGAGCUCGCGAAUCACGUGGAACGAGAGAUGAACUUUAUAUUCUCGAAAUCCAGCGUUUUAAUGAAUUGGUACAAAAACAUAAGGAUCGACUCCUUCAGCCAAGGCAGUAUCCUAGUAGACUACUUUGUCGAGUUAGCCAAUUUGCAGCAAAAAGUGAACACGCAGGAGCUAAAAGUGAUUUUCCACGACUCGCUCAGGACGUACAAUGCUAAUCGGUGGAAUGAAACAAGUACAAAGGGUCCAUUAAAAAUGGGUAUCUUCACUAUUGAUCCUAAGUACACUGAUUUCAUAGUCAUACCUAAAGUGAACAUGCCGCAGUACAUCGAGAAAGAUGAUAGAUUGAUACCUCAGUGGGCAAUCGCAGUGAUAGUGAUAGGUGUCGGAGGUUUGCUAUUUAUUAUCGUGUUUGGUGUGUCUGUGCUCGUCAACAGACAAAAUAGAUCGAAGCUAAAGCCGACCAUGUCCGCCAUUUACGACGAAGAGGUGGCUAAGCAUACGUCAAGCCACAGAUCGAGCGACUACUCGAAACCGGUGCACACAAUAUGGACCGAUCCUGACGUCUCUUGGAACGACAAAUCUUUCGAGUCGACUUCCAACAAGAUUCUGGUCGACAAGUCCUUCCAGGACAACAAGAAAUAUAAUAUGUACGACAGUUGGCGAUCCGAUUGGCACGGUUAUUAUUACAAUCCCUCGCACACGAGCAGCAAGUACGGCGGUUACGACAGUACCACGAACCUAUCGACCCAUCACCAUCCCGAUUACGACACAAAUUUCUAAACGGCAAUAAACUGCAAUUUCUUUUAUCAAUAUUGAGACCUCACUUAAUUUAUUUGGAGCCUUAGGUGAGCAGCUACAAAAGAUUCAUCGAAAUAAUUAUUUGCUCUUUUUUUUUCAACGAUGUGUGUUCACCUCG
This is a messenger RNA of Solenopsis invicta (red fire ant), 4725 nucleotides long. Its product is annotated as altered inheritance of mitochondria protein 21. The record is from RefSeq and is a predicted model, not a curated record. The transcript has 10 exons. Bases 1008 to 4589 code for a protein of 1193 amino acids. NCBI's taxonomy places the organism in Eukaryota, Metazoa, Arthropoda, Insecta, Hymenoptera, Formicidae.